Molecule: messenger RNA, 2454 nt
Organism: Triplophysa dalaica
Lineage: Eukaryota; Metazoa; Chordata; Actinopteri; Cypriniformes; Nemacheilidae
Product: piggyBac transposable element-derived protein 4-like
Exons: 4
Coding region: 65-2290 (741 amino acids)
Source: RefSeq, a predicted model, not a curated record
CGCACACUAGAACUUUGCUGGGAAUAAGCUUUGGAUGCUUUGGCUUUAGUUACGUGAAACCGCCAUGCCCAGUAGACGCUGUUUUUUCCACCCCACAUACGAGCACCCUUUUUUCGGUCUACCUAAGGCACAAGAACUUAGGAAAAAGUGGUUACAUUUUAUUUUUAACACUGUUCCUGAACAUUAUAACCCAACGAUUUCUCUGUGUCCCAAACAUUUUACGAAGGACAGCUUCCAGAACCUCGGAGCGUACAAUGCUGGCUACUCUCAAAAGCUUUUACUCAAAGACGGAGCAGUUCCCACUUUGUCGGGACUUUCUGACGUUUGUGAGGCUGAACCACUAACGUUACACAUAAAUGUGCAACAGACACCAAAAUCAAAGGAUGUGCAUUUUUCGCAUGAUACAAACCAAACUACUAAGAACGGUGUGGUGGAAGAAACACGCUGUAGAGAUGAAGAUGUUGAUUGUUGUGACCAAGACAGUGUGGCUUCCAGUGUGGAUACCACAACAGAGGAGAUGUUUAUCGAUGGUCUUGACCCCAUUUUAGAUUGGCCUUUACCUGAGAUUAACUCACCAGAGGAAGACCAGGAUUCAGCAGCCAACUUGCAUCGGAAAAAACGACCCUGCUUGUCCUCCACAUCUGCUCGUCCUGACGAAUGUAACAGAAGGAAUGGAAAAGGAAGCUGGUCCUUUGGUGAUGUUUCUGAAAGGUGGAAUAGUGCAGAUGAGGCAGAUAAUGAACCGUCUCAUCCUGUCUUCACACCUGUCCAAACACCUGGACUUAAGUUCACAUCCAAUUCAUGCAGCCAACCUCUAUUUCUUUUCCAGCUGUUCUUUUCCAAAACCUUGUUGGAGGAAAUUGUCACUAACACAAACGUCUACGGCACCAAACGCCAAACAACAGAGAUUCAAUGGGACCAGAUUGAUCUGAAAGAGUUUGAGUCGUUCAUAGUACUGGUCAUUUUUAUGGGUCUAUUCAAGUGCUCCUCACUGGCAAAUUACUGGCGAGAUUCAGAGUACUUUGGUCUGUGCUUUCCUCAAGAAAUCAUGUCUUACCAGAGAUUUCUGUCAAUCUCCAAUGCACUUUAUCUAAGUGAUAGCAAGCAAGAUAAGAAAAACAAGAAGAGGAAGGGAACACCAGAGGAUGAAUGCCUGGGUAAAAUUCAGCCCUUAUAUCAAGUCAUCAGGGAAGCCUGCAAGACCUAUUAUCAUCCAUUUCAGAACAUCACAAUCGAUGAAAGAAUGAUGAAGUCACAGGCUUGGACGGGACUCAGAAAAUGUAAGAAAAACGAUCCAAAUAAUGAACACAAACUGUUUGCUCUGACAGACUGCACCAAUGGCUACACAUGGGACUUCUUAGUUUAUGAGGAGAGGUCUCAUGCAUCACUUAGCCCGGGCCUGAGCUAUGAGCCACUUAUGGCAUUGGUGGAUGAAAAUUCGAUGGGUACAGGGUAUAAGCUGUUUGUAAACCAAUUUUACACCAGCCCCACUCUGUUCAGGGACCUUCUGCUGAAGAAUAUCCGGGCCUGUGGUCCUGUCAAGGCAGACAAGAAAGGAUUUCCAAGAACUUCAAUCAACAGUUUGCCAAGAAAUGCUGCACGCGGCACCAUGCGUUGGAUUAGAGACGAAGAGCUGCUGUUUGUCUGGUGGAAAGAUGUGCGGGAAAUACAGAUGUGCUCCACCUUCCAUAAAGCGCAUGAAGGAGACACUGUGAAAAGGAAGGUGAAGAGAGGCGACAGAUCUCGGACAUUAGUGGACAUCCCCAUUCCAGCUGCGGUGGUGGACUACGACAGGAACAUGGAAGCUGUGGAUCCAUCAAAUUGUGUUACCGGACAUUUCAGACAUAUCCACAAGCCACAAAAAUGGUAUCAAUCUGUUUUUUAUCACAUUUUGGACAUUGCUGUAGAGAAUGCAUUUAUCCUGCAUAAACUGACGGCCAAGGCAAAAAACCGAAGGGCUUUGACACAUAGGACAUUCCUUGAGAUGCUCCUAUUGAAGCUUAUAGAAGAGUCCCCAGAUCUCUCAGCGCAUUCUUCUCCCGCUUCGACAUCAAGGACACCUGCCGCAUCUUCAGCUUCUUCCUCACCUGCGCCAUCCUCAGAUCCCCCCUCGCCUUCUGCAUCAUUCCACAAGCCAAAGCACAUCACACAGUACAGCACUACCGUUGGACGGAAGUGCAAGCUGUGCCAACAGGAAACUACAGUCGUGUGUGUGACUUGUGAUGUGAUGUUGUGCUUUCAGCCACAGCGUGACUGUUAUAAUGACUGGCAUGAAAAGCGAAGAGUAUGAAUUAUAGCUAUAAUAAGUUUAUGGGGAUUUCGUUAAAAAGGUUAAUUGUAGUUACUGUUUUCUAGGUUCUAAUGUUUUUGAUAAUGAAUGCACAGCUGGUGCAAUAUGCCCACAAUGUUGGUUCUGGAGAUCGGGGUUUGAGCACUUGAGGUUCGAAAAUAGCU